This is a messenger RNA of Opisthorchis viverrini, 243 nucleotides long. RefSeq lists its product as hypothetical. NCBI's taxonomy places the organism in Eukaryota, Metazoa, Platyhelminthes, Trematoda, Opisthorchiida, Opisthorchiidae. The coding region runs from base 1 to 243 and encodes 80 amino acids. The transcript has a single exon. The record is from RefSeq and is a predicted model, not a curated record.
AUGCAGGCGUUGCUCAACAGCCUUUCUAAACUUUACUUCACAAAUCGGAGCCAUUCUGAAAAGCUCUCUAUUCCUAUCCGUUAUCUUCAGAAAGUUAGCUUGGAGCCGGCACCUGCCGACUCUUAUGCAUCUGAUGGCCCUGUCCAGCAAGAAGACGGUUCACGAUACAACGUUGCCAAUGCUCGUACUGGAUGUAUCAGUUUGAAGUCAUUCGGUGACAUUCGUUCAACUGCUAUUCGUUAG